UGCAAUUUGUUUAUCAGUAAUCCUGCACCAUAGAUCAAAACCCAUGCUGGCAAGAUCACCUCAAUUUUCCCAAUGGCGAAUUUGUUUGCCCACCACAUGUAAAGGUGGCAAAGCCAGGAUAGCAAGUUUGCCACGUUCCAAUCGAAUUUCCCAGGUAGUUUGCACUGCGAUAUUUUUCAGCGGCUGCCGCGUCCAACGUGGUUGGAGAUCGCGCAGCCUGCUCAACAAAGGUAGUUUUCGAAAGAAUGCAAGUUUAAAGGCGGCAGAAGAGGGUGUGGAAGCUGGAAACCUUGUGGAGGACAUUGUGUUGACGGACCUCAAAACGAAGAAGUAUCAAGGUCGAGUCAGAACACGUUUUCCUCCUGAACCCAACGGCUUCCUUCACAUAGGCCAUGUGAAGUCUAUUUGCCUCAAUUUUGGAAUAGCAGAGAAGUUUGGGGGCUCUUGCAACCUCCGAUUCGAUGACACCAAUCCCGAGAGUGAAAAGCAGGUCUACAUUGACAACAUCAAAGAAGAUGUGAGGUGGCUUGGAUUUGAAUGGGAUGGUUCCGAGAGGUAUGCCUCUGACUAUUUUCAGCAGCUGUACAGAUGGGGAGAGGCAUUUAUCGACCGAGGACUCGCUUAUGUAGAUGAACUCAGCGCAGAGGACAUCUCAGAAUAUCGAGGCUCAGUGACAAGGCCGGGCAAAAACAGUCCCUUCCGGGACCGGCCGGCGGAAGAAAGCCUGGAACUGUUUCGCCAAAUGAGGGCGGGUGGCAUGGCCCAGGGGUCUGCAGUGCUGCGGGCCAAGAUUGACAUGAGCCAUCCAAAUGUCAUCAUGCGGGAUCCCAUCAUGUACCGAAUUCUUCCUGACACACCUCAUCCUCGAACUGGCAAUGAGUGGCCAAUCUACCCUUCCUACGACUGGGCACAUGGUUUGUCCGAUGCGAUUGAGGGGGUCACGCACUCUGUGUGCACAUUGGAAUUCAACAUGCACAAUGAACUUUACAAUUGGUUUAACGAAAAGGUCCUCAGUCUGGACGACGACUCCUUGCCAUUGUGCCGUCCACCUGACGCACUUCCAAGGCACCUGGAUUGCGCCGUCCACCAGCAUUCCAAGCACAGCAGAGCACAGCGCAGUGGGAGGCAGCACGAGUUCGCCCGACUGGAGAUGACGAAUAUCGUCGUUUCGAAACGGAAAUUGAAGAGGUUGGUGGAGGGAGAAUACGUUGAUGGCUGGGAUGAUCCUCGGAUGCCGACCAUCUCUGGCAUGCGGCGGCGAGGCUAUCCCCCUGCUGCUUUGCGCAAGCUCUGUGAGCUCAUCGGCGUAACCAAGGUUCCUACCAGCGUGAUUGAGUUGAGCCUCCUCGAGAAUUGCGUCCGUGAUGCAUUACAGGAGACCGUGGCGGCAAAAGCACUGUGUGUCCUUCGCCCUCUACCUGUGACCAUAACGAAUUGGUCUGGUGAGGAUGAGCUUCUGGAGGUGCCAGGUGAUGAAGCCCGACAGAUGCACUUUGGCAAGGAGAUUCUGUUGGAUGCAGAGGACUUCCAAGAAGACCCAGAACCGAACUUUAAGCGACUUGCACCAGGAAGAAAGGUGAAGCUCCGCUACAGCUAUGUGAUCACUUGUGACGAGGUCAUUCGAGGUUCCGAUGGAGACAUCAAGGAGCUUCGCUGCUCUUACGACCCGGAGUCUUUGGGGAAGAGGCCGCCGAAGAAAGUGGCGGUGAUCCACUGGGCUCAUGCUACACAGUCAGCACCUGUCACUGUGCGGAUGUAUGACAAUCUCUUCUCCGAUGCGCGGCCGGAGGAAGCAGGUGACUUUCUUGAUGCGCUCUCGGGAGACUCCUGCAAAGAGCUGACCAGUGCCCGAUGUGAGCCCAGCAUUUCAGCGAUGUGGAAAAAACACCAGGAGGAGUCUGAGGAUCCAAUCUUCAGAGUCCAGUUUGAGCGAUGUGGCUUUUUUGCACUGGAUCGGAAGGCUACAGAAGCCACGUCCAGAAUGGUUUUCAAUUGCACAGUCACACCAAGGAGUGAUUUUGCAAAGCCCAAGGGUAGAGCGAGGCAAAAGGCCAAGUGAUAAUUGAGCAUUGGAUGCGUGAGAGCAAGCUUGCUGACCAGUUUGUCACCAUAGCCGCUGCGCCUUGCUAUUGCGCCUUGCUAUUGAUCGCUUGGAUAAAACGUCCAUUGUCGAUUACAGGUUUUGCC
Molecule: messenger RNA, 2187 nt
Organism: Durusdinium trenchii
Lineage: Eukaryota; Dinophyceae; Suessiales; Symbiodiniaceae
Source: the annotation of a GenBank genome assembly